GCCCGGCGCGGCGGAAGCGGCGGCGGCGGCGCGGAGCGGCGGGGGACCCGGCGCGGCCACUGGCAGCGGUGGCACCAUGCAGCAGGAGGCAGAGGGCGGCCGGACGCGCCGCAGGAAGCCCGACAUGGCCCUCUACGUGCCCAAAGCACGGCGGGAGAGAGCGGCGCAAGCAGCAGGUGACACGCUGGCCGGGCACCGCCAGGAGCCCGAGAACCACCGCCUGGUGCAGGACACUUGCUGGGGCAGUGGUGAGGGGCAGAGGCAAAGCCCCCAUGCCAGGACACAGGCGGGCAGAGCGGUGAGAAGGGAAAUCAAGGUGGAUGCCGGCCCGAAGGAGCUGCGGGCAGCCUCUGCCAGGCGCUGCCGGAGUCUGGGAGGCAGCUGUUCCACCAUGCUGGAGCACCCAGGGGCAUCACCCAGCGUGCGGGAGCCGUGCCCGGAUCCGUCUGUUGCCCAGCCCUGUGAUGAGCAGGACAAAACAUCCCAUGAUGAAGGACUCGGGAAGCUCAACCGCGGCAGACAGAUGAUGAGGACCAAGCCUGACCCUCCAUCCCCACCAAGUGCCCAGCCUGCGGCCACGGAGGCUACCCAUGAGCCUGCGCAGGACCCUGCUGGCCCAGCGCCCCCUGCUAGCCCACUGCUGGCAUGUCGGACAGGGCCGAGCGGUGUGUUGGAGCAUUUGGGGGACAGCACCCCGGAUCCAGCCGGGGACCUCUCCCAGCACCCAGGAGAGGGUGUCCAGCAGCCGGCAGGGCUGGGCAACCGGGACACUGUGCCCCCGCUGGCAUGGGAGGUUGCGGGUCCGAAAGCCCAGGAGGAGGAGAGGGAGCAUGAAGGGUCUCUCCUGGCAGAGCAGAGCAAGAGCUGUGCCACUGGGGUGCCGGAGGAGGAGAGGUGGGGAGCCAUGGCUGAGCUUGCCAGGGAGAGCACCUUGGAUGCACCAGGAGGAGCCAGCUGCGAAGCCGGGUGCUCACGGGGUGGCGCGGGCGAUGCACUGGUGCUCCCAGGGGAGAGUCCCCCAGGGCAGGGCAUCGUCAGCCUGUCCCAGCUCUUGCCAGGCAUGGAGGAGAGCAGUGCCGGUGCUGGGCAUCCUGGUGGGGAGGGCGACCUGGUGCCUGCAGCGGAGGGAGCGGGCAGCACCUCUGCCUGCACAGAUGGCAGCGCUGGGGCUGAGAGCGGCCCUCUGGGUGCUGAUGAGAAGCUGGCAAGUGGUUCAUGGGAGGGGGCACCCCCAGAGAGAUGCGAGCCCCCAGUGCCCCUGGAGCUGCUGUGCCAUGGCGUGGAGGGGCUCUCGCCAGCGGCCUGGGCCGGGGAGCCGGUGGGGGUAGGGGAGGACGCGGGCUCAUUGCAGCAGCACCAGUGCGGCCAGGAGGAUGAGGAGGAAGAGGGAGGUCUCCGCAGCGGUUCCCCAAAGGCAGACCAGGCCAGUGCCGGGACCCCCAGCCAGGCCAGCCCCGGCGCCGAGGAGAGCUGGGACGCGCUGUUCAACGACGAUGGGGACUGCCUGGACCCACGCCUGCUGGAGGAGCUCUCGGGGGGUGAGAAGCGGCGUGAGAGCCGUCAGUCACCCCGAUUCGACUACUACGGGGCCGAGCCUGCUGCACCGGACCUCAGCGAUGACGAGCUGCCCCACGUCAUUGAGAUCUAUGAUUUCCCUUCGGAUUUCCGCACCGAGGACCUGCUGCGCGUCUUCUGCAGCUAUCAGAAAAAAGGCUUUGAUAUUAAGUGGGUGGACGAUACGCACGCCCUGGGCAUCUUCUCCAGCCCCAUAACAGCACGCGAUGCCCUCAGCACCAAGCACCUCAUGGUGAAGACUCGCCCGCUCUCUCAGGGCACCCGUGCCUCUAAAGCCAAAGCCAGGGCAUACGCUGACUACCUGCAGCCAGCCAAGGAGCGCCCCGAAACAUCGGCUGCCCUGGCCAGGCGGCUGGUGAUCGGCGCCCUGGGAGUACGCAGCAACCAGACGCCAGCCCAGCGAGAUGCUGAGCGGAAGAAGCUGCAAGAAGCCCGGGAGAGGAAACGCCUGGAGAACAAGCAGCGAGAGGAUGCCUGGGAGGGCCGGGACUGAGUCGGGAGGCUGCACCUUAUCCCUGCUGGAAAAACCUCCCUGGGGUGCCCAGGCCCCUCUCUGCGGGCAGGCAGGACACCCUGCGUCUCGGAGCGGGGAUGAAUCCUGCACCGCCUCCCAAGCUGCUCCAUCUGAAGGGCUGAGCAGGGUGCGUGCAGGCUCGUUGGUGCCAUGCGGAUGCCGUCGCCAUCAGGCAGCACUGCCCAUCCUACCCUGGGCAGGACCCCCGGUGCUGCCCGCUGCAGUUGGAGCAGCCGGUGGGACACCGGGAGCUCGUCAGGGAGCACGUGGGGCUGUGCAAGGCGGCCCUGGCCACCUGGCAGGGCCUUGCAAGCGAGAGUUUCUGUCCUUUAUUUUGCUAAU
Chroicocephalus ridibundus (black-headed gull) is the source of this 2431-nucleotide messenger RNA. It is a transcript of the gene R3HCC1L, whose product is annotated as R3H domain and coiled-coil containing 1 like. The record is from RefSeq and is a predicted model, not a curated record. Lineage: Eukaryota; Metazoa; Chordata; Aves; Charadriiformes; Laridae. The transcript has 7 exons. The coding region runs from base 77 to 2068 and encodes 663 amino acids.